Brassica napus (rape) is the source of this 1200-nucleotide messenger RNA. Its product is annotated as E3 ubiquitin-protein ligase RMA3. Gene Ontology annotation, biological process: ubiquitin-dependent protein catabolic process. Gene Ontology annotation, cellular component: endoplasmic reticulum. Lineage: Eukaryota; Viridiplantae; Streptophyta; Magnoliopsida; Brassicales; Brassicaceae. Gene Ontology annotation, molecular function: ubiquitin protein ligase activity; ubiquitin-like protein conjugating enzyme binding; metal ion binding. The coding region runs from base 264 to 974 and encodes 236 amino acids. The record is from RefSeq and is a predicted model, not a curated record. The transcript is spliced from 2 exons.
UUUAGUUACAGCGUUUAUCCUUUUACAAAUUGCUAUCCAGUAACAAAAAGAAAAGGAUGCUUAGUUUGUUCGGUAAUAAAAAAAAGGCUAAACAAAGACAGAAGAGGAAGCCAAGCCAUCACCGUCCUUGUCGUUAAAACCUCCAUUAGUCGCCACCGCACGUUGAAAAGACGUCGAACUGUAGAGCGAAUUAACAUCACCCAAUCCCUGAAACCCCUCUCAUCGGCGAUUUUCCUCAUCUCCGACUCGUAAUUAACCCUCCCAUGGAAUUAGAAGGGAACUUCUUCAUGUCUGAUGCUCAACAAGCACAUGACGAUGCCUUCUUAGCUAAACAAAAACCUAAUCUCGUCACGGGUCCCAUUGGAGGUCAAAACGCUAACGAAAGUGGCUGUUUUGAUUGCAACAUCUGCCUAGACACAGCCCAUGAUCCGGUUGUCACACUAUGCGGACACCUUUUCUGCUGGCCUUGCAUUUACAAAUGGUUACACGUUCAGCUAUCAUCCGUCUCAAUCGAUCAGCACCACAACAACUGCCCUGUCUGCAAAUCCAACAUCGCCGUCACCUCACUGGUUCCUCUCUACGGAAGAGGCAUGUCUUCCGGGUUUGUCUCGAAGAAACAAGACGCAGUAAUACCACGGAGACCUGCUCCACCAAUCACUUCAGGAUCAUCUCUGAACCCAAGGUUGCAACAUCAUCGAACAAUGUCUCCAACGUUUCACAGCCGCAACCAAUACUCCCCUCGUGGCCUCACAACAACCGAAUCAACCGACCUUGCGAAUGCAGUCAUGAUGAGUUUCCUCUACCCGGUGAUUGGGAUGUUUGGGGACUUGGUCUACACCAGGAUAUUCGGAACCUUCACAAACACAAUAGCUCAGCCUUAUCAAAGCCAGAGGAUGAUGCAGCGUGAGAAGUCUCUUAACCGGGUAUCCAUAUUCUUCUUCUUCUGCAUCUUCCUUUGCCUCCUUCUCUUCUAGCUCUCUCUCUCUCUCUCUCUCUCAUUCUCCCUCCCACUUGUAUAGUUUUUGAAAUGUAUAUAGACUGUAAACGUUAUGGUAUAACAAGUACAGACAUUAUUGUUCCGAGUUAGGUCUCAAAUUGCAAGGCCAUUUGCUCUCUGUGUGUUGCAUAUCUAUAGACAUAUACGUGCUUGUAUCUUAACUUCAUGAACCAUAUAUAAACACUUCAUCGUCUAUUCUAUAA